Molecule: messenger RNA, 1406 nt
Organism: Penaeus chinensis
Lineage: Eukaryota; Metazoa; Arthropoda; Malacostraca; Decapoda; Penaeidae
Product: uridine diphosphate glucose pyrophosphatase NUDT22-like
Exons: 5
Coding region: 113-1177 (354 amino acids)
Molecular function (GO): GDP-mannose hydrolase activity
Source: RefSeq, a predicted model, not a curated record
UUACCCUCCCUCCGGCCUUGUCUGCCAACCACGAAUCUAUAUACGUGGCCUCUCCUCCGCGUUCCCUUCGACCACUUUUGUACCUUUUUCCCUCCUUAUAUCACCGCGUGUUAUGGUACCAAGCUCCCUGAGAUUUGCGAGAUCUGUUCUACACCCUCUAGCGAGUGUUCAAGUGCGUAAGAUGAGUGCGGGCGUCGAGAGAGUGGAAAUCGUGCGUCUGCAGAACGUCUGUGUCGUGAAGCCGCUGCCUGUGUGUCGUGGCAGUGGCCUUUCGCGUGAUCAAAUCGCCGCCAAUUUUAAACCGAGUGAAUUUUCGCGUAGGUUGAAUCCCCGGCUGGAGAAGGACAUCGCCAAUCGAUGGAAGGUUAAAAUAGCCCAGAAUCCCCGGCUUUUCAAUAGGUCUAAAUUCCGUCGGGCCGGAUGGGUGAUCAGCGACGGCAGAUUAGUAAUUAAAAUUGGCCUGACGAAUUAUAAAGAUCUGUGCGGGACGAACUUUGCCGAGAACUGUGGCUCGCUUUUGGAACUGGGUGAGAGGGAGCUUGGCAAUCCUCAAGCUUAUAUGUCGGACGCUUUAGGCGUGGGAGUUCUUCUACUGACGAAGGACAAGUAUUUGGUGGUGGCGCGUCGGGCUGAGUGGCUGGUCGAGUAUCCCAACUUCCUUGACCGGGCGGGAGGCCAUCCUGAACCCGAUCACGUCUUUACGCCCGACGGGUCACUCAAGCCAGGGAUGGAAACAGACAGUGUCAACGAGGCUGUUAUGAAUGAGAUCUGGGACUCGGCCAUCAAGGAGGCUGAGGACGAGCUAGGACUCAGCAGAGACCAGCUGGAGGAUUUCAGUUGCUUGGGACUCACGGCUAACACAGAGGAAGCAGGGAGGCCGUCGGUGGAGUUUUUCGCACGGUUAAGCCUCACAGCAUCCGAGGUCAAGGAGCUGCACGCCUCAGGAACCCAGGUCGAAGCUGACGAACUGACGAGCCUCUGCAUGUUGCCCUUGGGUCGAGUUGGGGCGCUGGUUGACCUCCUGCUCAGGGAAAAGUCAGACCACUCAGAAUCCGCCAGCAGUGACGUCACGGACCAAGAGGAAUCCCGAGCUAUGUUAAAGGAAAUGACGUCAGCACUGAAAGGCGCUCUCCUAUUGGCUCAUCACCACGAUAUGAUCCCUCUUGAAAGGUCAUGAAAGGUCAACUGAAUAUUAAAUGGAAAAUUCUCUUAAAUUCGUGAAAUAUUCGUUGGAGGUUAAAAUGGUGGUUGGUGUAAAUAAAUGGAUUAAAAUUCUUAGGUGUGUUUGAGGUGUAAAUGUUGGUUUGUUUUAUUAUUAUAAAAGACAACGUUAGAGAAGUUAUGAUAUUGGUGGUAUUAGUAAUAAUGAUAAUGAUAAUAAUGAUAAUAAUAAUGGUAAUAGUAAU